GCGCUGGACAGACGAGAUGCGAGCGCGGCCGCUCUGGGCCGCUGUGCUGGUGCUGGGGGCGCUGGCGGGCGUCGGCGUGGGCGUCGGAGGGCCAAACAUCUGCACCACACGAGGUGUGAGCUCCUGCCAGCAAUGUCUGGCCGUGAGUCCCAUGUGUGCCUGGUGCGCAGACGAGACCCUGCCUCUAGGCUCACCCCGCUGUGACCUGAAGGAGAACCUGCUGAAGGAUAACUGCACCCUGGAGUCCAUCGAGUUCCCCGUCAGUGAGGUCAGCACCCUGGAGGCCAGGCCUCUCAGCGACAGGGGCUCUGGAGACAGUGCCCAGAUUACACAAGUCAGUCCCCAGAGGAUCGCACUCCGGCUCCGGCCAGAUGACUCGAAGAGUUUCUCCGUCCAAGUCCGACAGGUGGAGGAUUACCCUGUUGACAUCUACUACUUGAUGGACCUGUCUAACUCCAUGAAGGAUGAUCUGAGGAACAUCCAGAACCUGGGUACCAAGCUGGCCUCCGAGAUGCGCAAGCUCACUAGUAACCUGCGGAUUGGCUUUGGGGCCUUUGUGGACAAGCCUGUAUCACCAUACAUGUUCAUCUCCCCACCAGAGGCCCUCGAGAACCCCUGCUAUGAUGUGAAGACCCCCUGUUUGCCCAUGUUUGGCUACAAACAUGUGCUGACGCUAACUGACCAGGUGACCCGCUUCAAUGAGGAGGUGAAGAAGCAGAGUGUGUCACGGAACCGAGAUGGCCCAGAGGGUGGCUUUGAUGCCAUCAUGCAGGCUACAGUCUGUGAUGAGAAGAUUGGCUGGAGGAAUGAUGCGUCCCACUUGCUGGUGUUUACCACUGAUGCCAAAACCCAUAUAGCGCUGGAUGGAAGGCUGGCAGGCAUUGUCCAGCCCAAUGACGGGCAGUGUCAUGUUGGCAGUGACAACCAUUACUCUGCCUCCACCACCAUGGAUUAUCCUUCUCUGGGACUGAUGACCGAGAAGCUAUCCCAGAAAAACAUCAAUCUGAUCUUUGCAGUGACUGAAGGAGUAGUCAAACUCUACCAGAACUACAGUGAGCUCAUCCCAGGAACCACAGUGGGAGUUCUGUCUGCCGAUUCCAGCAAUGUCCUCCAGCUCAUUGUUGAUGCUUAUGGGAAAAUCCGCUCUAAAGUAGAGCUGGAGGUGCGUGACCUUCCUGAGGAGUUGUCUCUAUCCUUCAACGCCACUUGCCUCAACAACGAGGUCAUCCCAGGCCUCAAGUCUUGUGUGGGACUCAAGAUUGGAGACACGGUGAGCUUCAGCAUCGAGGCCAAGGUGCGUGGCUGCCCCCAGGAAAAGGAAAAGUCCUUUACCAUCAAGCCCGUGGGUUUUAAGGACAACCUCGUAGUCCAGGUCACCUUCGACUGUGACUGUGCCUGCGAGGCCCAGGCGGAGCCUCACAGCCACCGCUGCAACAAUGGCAACGGGACCUUCGAGUGCGGGGUGUGCCGCUGUGGGCCCGGCUGGCUGGGGUCCCAGUGUGAGUGCUCAGAGGAGGACUACCGGCCCUCCGAGCAGGACCAGUGCAGCCCCAAGGAGGGGCAGCCUGCCUGCAGCCAGCGGGGCGAGUGUCUCUGUGGCCAGUGCCUUUGCCAUAGCAGUGACUUUGGGAAGAUCACGGGCAAGUAUUGCGAGUGUGAUGACUUCUCCUGUGUCCGCUACAAGGGGGAGAUGUGCUCAGGCCAUGGCCAAUGCAGCUGUGGGGACUGCCUGUGUGACUCCGACUGGACCGGCUACUACUGCAACUGUACCACACGCACCGACACCUGCAUGUCCAGUAACGGGCUGCUGUGCAGCGGCCGGGGCAAGUGUGAAUGCGGCAGCUGCGUCUGCAUCCAGCCGGGCUCCUACGGCAGCACCUGUGAGAAGUGUCCCACCUGCCCUGAUGCCUGCACCUUUAAGAAGGAGUGUGUAGAGUGUAAGAAGUUUGACCGCGGAAUCCUAUAUGAGGAGAACACCUGCAACCGUUACUGUCGAGAUGAGAUCGAGUCUGUGAAGGAGCUUAAGGACACUGGCAAGGAUGCAGUGAAUUGUACCUACAAGAAUGAGGAUGACUGUGUCAUCAGAUUCCAGUACUUUGAAGACUCCAGUGGAAAGUCUGUCCUGUAUGUGGUGGAAGAACCAGAGUGUCCCAAGGGCCCAGACAUCCUGGUGGUCCUGCUUUCAGUGAUGGGGGCCAUUCUGCUCAUUGGCCUUGCUACUCUUCUCAUCUGGAAGCUCCUCAUCACCAUCCACGAUCGGAAGGAGUUUGCGAAGUUUGAGGAAGAGCGAGCCAGAGCAAAAUGGGACACGGCCAACAACCCACUGUAUAAAGGGGCCGUAUCCACCUUCACCAACGUCACCUACCGGGGCACUUAAUGACAAGCAGUUGACCUCAGAUCACUGUCAGACUGUCCCAGGAUUAUGGGCAUCUCUGUUGUCAUGUUUACAGGGGACAACAUCCGUGGGGUGGGACUGGGGACUUGGAGGGGGGAUUGGGAGAAUGUCAGUACGUGGAAGUGUGGGCCUCCAUGCGUGAGUGUGUGAGUGUGCUGUGUAUGCGGGAAUGUGUCAUUUAAAACAUGCCAUGUCCCAGAUCAGCGGAGCUCCUCAGCCUUUGUCCUCACAACGCCUUCUUCAGGGAUUCUUCCUGCUUAACCUGAGGGUGACCUACGUAGCUGAGCAGAUGGUCUUCAUUACCUCAGUGAGAAGCCAGCCAGCCUUCUUGGGCCAUUCUCCCUGAAGAAAAGAGCAGGGCCAAGGCCGCUCAUGCCAGAGAAAAGGACCUUGACUCCACCCUGAGUUGACGUUUCUUGGGCCUGACUCUCAGCAGCUGUUGUAGCAACGGCUGGGCUCUGCAGCCUUGUUCUGUCACCUGUACCUCUGUCCCCUCUCCCCUCCCUCUGGCUGAGGGAGAAAUCAGGGGAGAGCUGAACCAUCAGAGCUGCCUGUGCCUUUUGCAGUCACCUCAGUCCAGCACGGCUCUAUCGGAAGGGGAGUCCUGGCUACCUAAUUCUUUGAUCUGUUGGGGGAGAGAAUGGAAGGGCCACCCAGGGGUCAUACAUGGCCUGGGGGAAUGUGCCAGGGUCCCUCAGUUCAAAAUGAUAACCCUUCAGAUUUGCCUCAUUGGCAGCUCCACCUUAGAGGUUUGCUUAGAAGUGUUUCACCCUGAGACCAGCACCGCCUCUUACUCUCACUUCCACAUUCUCACUGCUGUAGACGUUCGCUACAUAAUGGGACUUGCACGACCAAAAAUGUUUCCCUCCAGGGAGGGUACUAUGGUUAGAGCCAGAGGUCUGGCCCGCCCUUCUGGCCUGCUGCCCCUUGUCCAAGGCAUCUCCACACACCCUACCCGGUGCUUUUAUGUGCUGCAUCCAUGGGGCUGACUGCAUUUAUCUACCUCUGGGGUGUCUUGUGAAAGAGUCAUUCCCACAGGUCUCUGAGUCUGCUGGGCCUAAGUGCCGAUGGCCACACAGGCUGAUGGCCCAAUAGCAUCAGCUUGUGUGGCCGAUUCUCCUGAGGGCUGGAAAACCUCAUUUUAACUCAGUCGUUAAUCUGAGAGGCCACAAGUGCAAUUUUAUUUUAUUUUUCUCAUUGGAGCACCUGAAACCACAGUGAGGCUUGCUUACACUAAAGGAGCAUGUAUAUAAACACACUUGUAUUAUAUUUGUAAUUUUAUUUGAUGACAAGAAAGGAGGAUAUAAAAAAACCACACAGACUUGGGCUGGAUACAGACAGCCCCAUGUGGCAUCAUCCUCAGCGAGUCACUGUCCCAUUGCUGGAUCUGUAAGGGCUUUCUCAUCCUGGACGCCUGUGGGCAUGGACACAUGGACACGCUGGACCCUUCCUGAGGAGCAGGGAUGGGCAACAGCAAUAGCAGUUGCUCCACUGGUGUUUACAUUAAC
Messenger RNA from Pteronotus mesoamericanus, 3903 nucleotides. It is a transcript of the gene ITGB3, whose product is annotated as integrin subunit beta 3. The transcript has 15 exons. The record is from RefSeq and is a predicted model, not a curated record. Gene Ontology annotation, molecular function: fibronectin binding; integrin binding; fibrinogen binding. NCBI's taxonomy places the organism in Eukaryota, Metazoa, Chordata, Mammalia, Chiroptera, Mormoopidae. The coding region runs from base 17 to 2377 and encodes 786 amino acids. Gene Ontology annotation, cellular component: cell surface; integrin complex; focal adhesion. Gene Ontology annotation, biological process: cell migration; cell-matrix adhesion; cell adhesion mediated by integrin.